GCAGCUGUAUCUCAUCGAGAUUUUUCUUUCUGUCUCUUCAUUUUGUACCAAAAACUUCUAGAAAAACCACACGCAAGAGCUUACUUGUAUAACCCAGAAAAAAUUAACUGCAGAGAUAAAGGGGGAAGCUCAAUUAAAUUUGUUCAGAGUUGUGGAAGCUGGAAGGUGACUGAACAUUAGUUCUUUGUUUUACACAGGGAUGGCACUCUUGAAUCAAUCUUUUAAUCCUGUUUCUCAACGCAUGGACUACAAUAGAAAGAGGAAGUCGAGAAGUAGAAAGGAUGGAUCAAAAAAUGUAGCAGAGGCGCUCGCAAAGUGGAAAGAAUACAACAGCAAACUCAAUUCUGAGAAUGAUGAAGGUAAGGUGGCACGUAAAGCUCCUGCGAAGGGAUCAAAGAAAGGAUGUAUGAAAGGUAAAGGAGGUCCUGAAAAUGCUCGUUGCAAUUAUAGAGGCGUUCGGCAGAGGACAUGGGGUAAGUGGGUUGCUGAAAUUAGAGAGCCGCACAGAGGUAGUAGGCUCUGGUUGGGUACAUUUAACAAUGCGAUUGAAGCUGCUAAAGCUUAUGACGAGGCUGCAAGAGUAUUGUAUGGCCCUUGCGCUCGGCUUAAUUUCCCCACAUGCCAUAUGCUGAAUGAGUUGACGAAAGAGCGUUGUUCAUUGCCAUCUACAUCAACAUCCGAUUCCAUAACUUCUAGUGUAUCUGACGUUCAUCUGGCGGACCAUAUGGGGCCUGAGGCUGAUGUUUUGAAGAUGAAAGUCAAAGAUGCCGAAGGUGAAUCACUGACAAACAAUGAUGAGCAUUCGCAGCUGGGUGAGGCUGGUCAUGCAGUGAAGGCAGAAAUAAACGAGAGACCUGUGAUGGAGGAAACAACGGAAGAACCUUGUCCACACUUGGAUAGCACUGAAAAUAGUAGGUUCUAUACAAAGGAAGACCCUGCAUAUUUCACUGAAAGUUCUGAGGCAGGGCAAGAUCCAUUAGAGGCCUUCUCUUGGGAUGAAAUUUUUGAUGUGGAUGAGUUACUGACCACAUUGGAUUCUACUAGAUACCAUGCUUCAGAGCCCAAGAUUGGAUUGAUGUCACAUGGUGGUCAAGCAGGGCAAACCACUUAUGGUGCUGUCCGUGCUUCAGAUCUAUCAAAUGACUUGCAGAACUCAGAUGUGAAGAUGCUUGGUAGUUCACACCACCUGGAGCAGGCACCUUCUAUAGCUGAUUAUGAUUUUGAUUUCCUUAAACCUGAAAGACGAGAGGAUUUCGAUAUUAAAUUGGAUGAUCUGUUACUUGAUUUACACUCAGACUGGGCACCAGAAUCUGUUUAGAUCCACACUGAUUGAUAAGUGGCAACGGAUUUUCAUUCUUGAUAUAAUAUUCAAGUUGGACUUUUGGAGUAGGAGUUAGUAUGUUGGUCUUCCUGGAUGAUUAAUUAUUUAUGAGGGUCCCUUGGAAACAGCAGCAUUGUUUGGCAUUAGAGAGGUCAAUACUGUUGCAACUUGCAUAUGCACAUUUUUUUUUUUGUUGUUCUGUACGAAAGCAUGUCCCUUUUUGCCUUCUGACUGAUCACCUCGUGCUGCUGCUUGGCAAGUUUUUAAAUUAGGGGGAUUUGGUUCUUGUUCGAACUUCUCAAGUGAAAGAGUUUUCCUGUACAGAUAUUAUACUCUGAUGUUAGUUUUGUGUAAAAAUAAUUACAUACUUCAGAGUAUAGAUGAUUAAUGAUUAUUUUUCAUAGUAAAGUGCUAAGAAUUCCAACUAUUCUUCUAUUUGUUGUGAC
Molecule: messenger RNA, 1767 nt
Organism: Olea europaea var. sylvestris
Lineage: Eukaryota; Viridiplantae; Streptophyta; Magnoliopsida; Lamiales; Oleaceae
Product: dehydration-responsive element-binding protein 2C-like
Exons: 2
Coding region: 200-1318 (372 amino acids)
Biological process (GO): response to stress; positive regulation of DNA-templated transcription
Cellular component (GO): nucleus
Molecular function (GO): transcription cis-regulatory region binding; DNA-binding transcription factor activity
Source: RefSeq, a predicted model, not a curated record